Molecule: messenger RNA, 2329 nt
Organism: Spirodela intermedia
Lineage: Eukaryota; Viridiplantae; Streptophyta; Magnoliopsida; Alismatales; Araceae
Source: the annotation of a GenBank genome assembly
AUGGGGGCCGGGGGCGCGAGGGAGAUGACGAUUUCGCUGGACGGGGUGCGGGACAAGAACGUGAUGCAGCUGAAGAAGCUCAACACGGUGUUGUUCCCCGUGCGCUACAACGACAAGUACUACGCGGACGCCCUCUCCUCUGGCGAGUUCACCCGCCUGGGUAGGUUCCUCCCUUCCUCGCCCUUGUUUCUUUCCUGAUUGGGGAGGAGACCGCGUCCGUGAUCGUAUUCGUCGAGUCAGCUUUUUGAAAUUGCUUUUUAAGGAUUGCGCAUUGUCGAGUGUGCCGACGCCUUGGUUUCCUGUCGUGUUAUCAUCGGCCUGAUUAUCCGGAAAUCGGUUACAUGACGGAAUAUGACACCUUCGUCGACAAGUUUGUCGUGCUCUCGUUUCAGCUGGUUUCUUAUCGCUGCGAUCUUCUGGUGUGAACGAUUCCUAUUUGAUUUUAAAAUGAUAGUUUCCUGGGAACCUAAUUUCCCUACUCUCCUCGUUCGUCAACUCACAUUGUGGAGAGUGCAUAUUCGUGUGUGCAUCAAAUUCAGGGGAGGUCCUUGGAGUCUUAGCAUAUUUGCUAGGAGAUCCUAGUAAUUUGAAUUGACAUUCCAUAUGAGUUGUUUCAUUUGUCGUGUCGGAUAGAUGAGCAUUACAAGCUUUUCACCAUGCCUCCAUAUCAAAACGGCUGCCACAUCUCAGGAAGCUCAUAAAGAUGCCUAAAUUGCUCAUAUGUAUCGUUUGGUCUCAGAUUUUCUUUUUAAUUAAUCGUCUCAUAUCAUUUUAAUCGUCCCAUGUAAAAAUAAAGCUCGAUUUGGGUUGUAUGCUCAUGAACUGACUGCUCCUUGGUCUUUCACACGUCAAUAUGGGGAAUUAUUUAAAGAUUAUCCUUAUAAACUAAGAAGGCCCAGAUCCAGCUAGUUAACAUAUCAUGCAAGGAUUUGUAACUACCCCUUAAUCUCAGACUUGAGAUGUAUUAAUUAUCGCCCCUUCUAAAUUCUAGUUUCAUUUUCUCCUUCAGUAAGUGAAUUUGCGAACCUGAUCUAUGUCGCCUUGGGCCUGAUGAGAUAAUUUUUUUUAUGUAGAUUAAUGUCAUGAUGAUUUCAUGCGGCUUUUGAAACAACUCACUCACAAAAUGAAAUCCUCAAUAGAGAUUAUGUGGUUUGAUACACAGUAAUGGCAUCAUUUUUCUGUAGAAUCUCAAAGUCCCUUUCCUCCUACCACAUUGCAGCCUACUACAAUGACAUUUGCGUCGGUUCUGUUGCAUGCCGAAUUGAGAGGAAAGAGGGAGGCGAUCUUCGAGUUUAUGUGAUGACAUUGGGAGUCUUGGCUCCAUAUCGCAGGCUUGGAAUAGGUAAGCAACAGACCCCUCUUACUGGGUCUUCUGUUGUCUACAUGUUUGCUCGUCUUCUCUUCCACGUCAAUGCUCUGUAAUUUGUACGCUCAUCCAUGAGUUUGGGAGGAAUUUCUUCAUGAAAAGUACCAUACAUCCUCCAAUAAUUUUGUCGAGGAUGAAGUCCUAAUCCCUCCGUACUCACUCAUGCAUGUGAAGAUGACUUGCCUGCCGAUUGUGGAAUAAACAUCGGGGUUCGUGCUUUCGUUGAUUAAUUUCCAACCAGUUGCGCUCUUAGGUCUUCUUUCUCUUCUCUUUCUGUUGUAUUCGUCUUCACCUUAAUCUCGAUGAAUACCAGUGCUUAUCAUCUGUGUUGAGUCCUUUAGUUUCUUGACACUUGAUUAUGGAAGCCACCAGCCACACUUCGUCAUUUUCCCCAACAUUUCUGCUGAUGAAAUCGAUACUUGAAGUUAAGUUGACUUUGGAAAAUUUCACCACCCCAUGAGCAUUUGACGUUCCUAAAUAAGAUCUUAUCUCUGUUGCUAUGCACAUUUUUCCUCGAGAAUAUGAUGAUCAAGUUACCUUCCUCAUGGAUUUUUCUAUCUCGGUCUGGAAUUCUCGCAAGUAUGCUCUGAACACUACACACCUUGAGAAGAGAACCUGCCCGGGCAGAUGAUAUGAGUUUAAUCUGAGAUCACGUAUUUCUGGCUCAUCAUUGGGAGAAAUCAAGAACUUUAGACUUUAUUUUUAAAUAUUUGGAAACAUCAGUGAUGGGAUGUUCUGGCAGGUACGAAGCUGCUGAAUCACAUCCUGGCUCUUUCUGCCAGGCAGGGAAUUGCAGAGAUCUACAUGCACGUGCAGACAAACAACGAUGAUGCAAUCGCAUUCUAUAAGAAGUUCGGGUUCGAGAUCAAGGAGACCAUCACAAACUACUACGCCAAGAACAUCAGCCCACCUGAUUGCUACGUGCUCAGUAAGCCCAUUUCUCCCGCUCCCCCCAAGAAAUGA